AUGUCGUUUCGAUACCACAAAAGCCCUAGCGUCGUCACCCUCUUUCACGACCCCUCCUCCUCGGCCUCGAAACAAGUGCUUCAACUCCUAACAGCGUACAACGCCGCGCAAACCAACCCGCAUCGACCCACGCCCUCGUCAGCGUCGAAUGGAGAAUCGUGCAUUGUCGAAGCGAACGGUGGUGGAGCGGAUGUCAACGCCUACCUCCGCGCUGCAGCCUCGGACCCACCCCGAUCGCCCCUGAUUCAGCUCGAAAUCGUCGAUCGCAAAACCAACCCCCCAACACCGGAUCAGAUGCGCAGCAUCGUCGACUACCUCGUCUCCGAUCCCUCCCCAACCUCACCCCUGGGAGAGGAAAAGGCGAGGUAUACAGCAAGCGGAUUCGAUCUGAGAGAGCACGAAAGGAGGAAAUUGGCAUUGAAGAAACAUCUAGCUGACGAAAAAGGUGGCGGAAUGCCCAAGAUCAAAGAUGGCCCCCUGGUCGUUAAUUGGGACGAAGGGGUCGCUGCCACGGAUGUGGAGGGGGUUAAGGAGAUGUUGGAGCGGCUGAAGAGGGAGGCGGAGGAGGAGAAGGGGAGGGAGAAGGAUGGUGGUGGAUGUGUGGUUUGUUGA
This is a messenger RNA of Kalmanozyma brasiliensis GHG001, 612 nucleotides long. Its product is annotated as Thioredoxin-like fold. The record is from RefSeq and is a predicted model, not a curated record. Gene Ontology annotation, molecular function: oxidoreductase activity. Gene Ontology annotation, cellular component: mitochondrion. The transcript has a single exon. Lineage: Eukaryota; Fungi; Basidiomycota; Ustilaginomycetes; Ustilaginales. Bases 1 to 612 code for a protein of 203 amino acids.